Mya arenaria is the source of this 8237-nucleotide messenger RNA. RefSeq names its product dual specificity protein phosphatase 6-like. The coding region runs from base 327 to 1403 and encodes 358 amino acids. Lineage: Eukaryota; Metazoa; Mollusca; Bivalvia; Myida; Myidae. Gene Ontology annotation, molecular function: protein tyrosine/threonine phosphatase activity; MAP kinase tyrosine/serine/threonine phosphatase activity. Gene Ontology annotation, biological process: protein dephosphorylation; negative regulation of MAPK cascade. The transcript is spliced from 3 exons. Gene Ontology annotation, cellular component: cytosol; cytoplasm. The record is from RefSeq and is a predicted model, not a curated record.
AUCUCGACCGACUGAACAAAAUGGCCAGAGGAAGUACAUUGCUGAUGGAGUGAAUGUUUCAUUUUGUGUAAUAUUUAGACAUUAUGUGUGUUUAUCAUUAGAAUAUGAAGGUAUAAAAUCAGAGCUCAUGUGUGAAACAAUGUAUUUCUAGUGUCGGACUAUUUGGAAACUGCUGUUUGUGCUUAUAAAUGUGUAAAAACAGUCGUCUGUACAUGAGAAAUUAUUAGGUCAUUUUUGUAUUUUUAUAAUUUUUCAUUGAUUAAAUCACGUUUAAUGAUGAGAACUCCCAGAUAAUUAAACGCCACAUUGAGAUUUUACUUCGCCAAAUGCCUUGCCCAUUUGUCAACAGAAAUAUGUCGUGUGACACCAUCAUUUCAGCUGAGGAUUUUGUGAAUGAAUUAAAAGAACAUAGGAGUGUAUUUGUACUUGAUUGUAGAGCGACAAAUGAUUACAGUCGGUCUCAUGUCAAAGCAGCUAUUUCAAUAUUUUUACCGAGUCUCAUGCUUCGACGUUUAAAAGCUGGAAAACUGAACAUCGCUUGUAUCAUUCAGAAUAACGAGGCGAAAGAUCGUUUCACGCGUCUGUGGAAAACGCACCCCAUUGUCCUAUAUGAUGAUAAAUCAGACCCCGGUACAGCGUCGCCAACGAGUGUCAUUGGACUAUUGUUCAAGAAAUUAAGACAAGAUGGCGCAAAUGCCAUGUUCCUGCAAGGAGGAUUCCGCCAUUUUGAGGAACACUACCCAGAAUUCUGCGAGGGUCUAGAUGCUGAAAGUGACGCUGACAAGGACUUAACCGGACUGUGUAAUCUUAAGAUCUCUGAGGACUCCGCUUACGGAACUUGUGACUCUGAAAACGGUGACCUUGAUUCACCCUCGACAAAUUUCCCGGUGGAAGUGAUCCCGCAUUUGUACCUCGGGAAUGCCAAAAACUCAGCCGAUCUUAACGUCCUGAAAGAUUGUGGGAUAACGUACAUUUUAAACGUCACACCUAACGUGCCAAAUAAGUUUGAAGAGGAUGAUAAUUUUAAGUACAUGAAAAUUCCCAUUAGCGAUCAUCUUUCACAGAACCUCUCCCGAUUUUUUCCACAAGCAAUAGCAUUCAUUAACGAGGGUAGAGAUUCAAACCAGGGCGUUUUGGUUCACUGCCUCGCAGGAGUAAGUCGCUCGGUAACCAUCACAGUCGCAUAUCUGAUGCAGACGAAAAAACUGACUCUAAGCGACGCGUAUGAUUAUGUCAAAACGUGUAAGCCAAAUAUCUCGCCCAAUUUCAACUUCAUGGGACAGCUACUGGAAUUUCAACGAAGCUUGGGACAUUGUCUGAAGUGUUCGUGCGGAAAAGACGUGUGCUUGUGUUGCGAUAUGAGUCGUCUGAUCUCUGGAGACGAUACCUCCACUAAAGUGUGAUAUUUGUUCGCUAUUUUAGAAACAUUUUUCAAAAUCGUCAGUGUCAUAUUGUUACAUUAGUGAGUUUAAACCAUUAACCCAUAGCCGGCCAUUAUUUCAUUUUUUCAUAUCUGGCAUUUUCGCCAUUGUUCCCAUAAUCAUUUGACGCUGGUAUAUAUAGUGCUUCUACAUUAUCCAUAUAAAUUAGUUGUCAUUAACCAUUUUGCAUUUUUCACAACUUAUAUUUUUUCAUGACAUUUUUUUUCAUGGUAAUCACUUAAUAGUGAUACAUAUUUUCAUAUUUAUCACUUAAUAGUGAUUCAAAUUGAUAGUUUCUGUUAUUAUAUUAUACAUUCGAUAAUGAAACUGUUUUGGCCAAUGUAAAACCAAUGUAUGAUAAUUGUCCAUGCUUGUUAUGCUUAGUUGGCAAAAAGUUUCCCAGUUCUUUUUUUAUAAACAGUGUACUGUGAACUUUGUUCGAAAUUGUUACAAAAUGUAUAGAUGUUUAUCUGUAUGACAAAGGUUGCACGAAAUAUAGGAACAGUACAUUUUGUUUGUUGGCUUACAUAAGGUUAUAAUGGAAUCUAAUAGAUAAAGGUUUUACUCAAUGAAAGAUAGUAGAAUUUGUUUUCGUGUUCAAAUGUUCUUUUAAUGUUCAAAUGGUAGAGUGGUACAUUAAAUAAGCAUGAAAUAUAUUGGAAUGCACCAUUUGAUACUUAACUGAGUCCCAACAUUUCAUUUUGAAAGUCCCUAAAAAACUAUAAUUCUUCAAUUGUAUAAGCACAAUAUUUUUAAGUGGGUUGGGGUUUGGGGCAUGUUCCCCAUCUAAUGUUUUUACUGGACCAGCCCUCUGCUAUGUACAGUUCCUAUAUUUUGUGCAGCCUGUAAAAAGCCAAACCUUUCUAAAGGUUUAUAUUUGUAUAUACUGAAUGUACGUUAAAACUAUAUUUUUUGGCAAAAUAUUAUUGUAUCACGGCCAAUUUGAAUUAUUUUCUUGAAGUAAACGAUGAUUCAAUAUUUGAUUUAAUUAAGCCAAAUAGUUAUUAGCUUUUUGGGGAUAAGUCAGUUAUUAUGCACACAUUUUCUAUUUCAAUCAUUGUAGCUUUUUUUAUAUAUUUUUUUAUUUGAUAAUAUAUAUUAAGAUUACAUAAUCCUAAACUUUUUGCUAUGAAAAUUGAAAUAUACUGAAUAUAAAGCUAGAAAAAAUAGAUGCUUCAAAAGGUAAUAAUUUAAUAAGUGUUAUAAAUUGUUUUAUUUCUCAACUGUCAGUGCUUCAAAUUGCUUAAAUAUGUGCUACUGUUAUUGCCCUUAUAUAGACACACUGUUUGUUUACUAUUUUAGAAUUUUGUAACUGCUUGCGUCUUAUAUCGCACUGUAACAAUGUCUUUUUAUAAAGUAGGGGGGACCUCAUAUACCCUCGCAUUUUGGUCAGAGCUAUUUGACGAGGGCAAAAAUGUAAUUCCAAGCUGGGAAAUCGGAAGACACAGGCAUUUUUUACAUGAGUUUGGCAACUCGACAAAGACAUUCAUUUACACAGCUCAUUUGAUUGUGAUGCCCCCGAAAGACAGGCUAAUAAUAAUCUCUCCAAACGCCUGUCCGUCUGUCCUUUUGUUCACUUUUUCCGUGUAAGGGCUGGUAUUUAUAAAACAUCUUGAGUCAUUUCGUAACUUAAGUAGAUUUCCUAAAAUUUCAUUGUCAAAUUAAAAGAAAAAUUCAAGACGGCCCUGCAGGUCAUUCUCUCAAAGAUAAAGGUCACACUUACUGGAGUAGUGCAAUUUGUAUGGGGGCCUCGCCUCAGUGGAAUUUGUCACCUACAGCGGACUCAAAAUUGUCUUAUCUCAGGUAACGGCACAAGUUAGUCAAUGAUUAAUUUCAUAAAUAAAACAAAUUUCAAGCAAAUAUCACGCAUAUGUUUGCUUUCAUAUUCGUUUCAUUUUAUUUCUGUGAGUUUGUUAAAAGUUUUAACCCAUGACUUUUUAUUUUAUUAAACAGAUCGUCAUUCAAAAACUUGAUCCGUGAUGAAUUUCAAACAAAAUUUAACAAUCCUUUGUUCGUAUUUCUCGAUACAUUCUCUUCUCAUUUGAUAACAAUAAGGCGUUUCUUUUCUACAUUUUUUGCACAGCAGUUUAUUAUACAUAAAAAAAAACACAUUCACACGUAAUUUGCUUAUAAGCCAACUUAAAAAAAAUGUUACUGAUAACGUCCCAAUAGCUUACUGUUGAUUUCAUCUUUUUCCCAAGUCAUGAAAAUUGCAAAAUAAAACAAGACGAUCAAUUGUCACAUGAUUAUUAUGAGAAUUUUCAGAGAAAAAAAUUACGUAAUGAAAAUGAUAUCUAGAUUUUGUAACAAUAGAACAAUUAUGUAAAAAACAUGUUGCAUUAUAUGUUAAGAUUGUUUCACAGCUGUGAACGUCAGCUGCCUUAAUUUCUUUAUCUAUUUAAGUAAGGUGAAGCCCGCAUUUUUUAAUGGAUUUUUCUUUUUUGCAGUUCAUUUAUUGAAUCUAAAUAUUCAGCUGAAAAAUUAUGACAUACGGCACUUAUUGAGGUAUUAUGCAAGUUUGCUAAAGACUAUGACAUUGAAAACAUUAAUGUUAUACUUUAUAUCAAACAUAUACCAUAGAAAUUAUAUAAGUUAACUUUUCAAAAAUAUUGUAGAAAAACUUUCCAUAGAAUUCUUACAUUUUAUAACACAGUGGUCAAUAUAAGCAUUCCCUUCCCGCAGUCAUGCACUGCUGAAAUAUUUGACAGGCUUGCUUAAUAAGUUUUGGAUUUAAUAAAACAGGGCUUGUUAAAAAAAUGAGGUUCAGACCUUACCACGGUUUUCUAGUUUAAGAUUCAGGCUUUGUUAAUCCAAUUUAAAUCUUAUUUUGAUGCCUGUAAUAAUGAAACACAAGCCCGCAAGCCCUGCAAUGGUAAAAUGCUUUCUGGGCUUGCUUUAAUUUUGGAUUUAAUAUACCAGGGCUUGUUAAAUUAUUUCAUUCUAGAAUAAAUGUAAGUUUGAGUUUCGUCCUCCAAAAGUUUGAUCUUAGUGACGGUACUAAUGUAUUUUUUAACAAGUUUGUUAAAUCAUGGUAUGAGAUAGAGUACAAUAUCAAUGUUAUUAUUAUUUUACUAUUAUGUAUUAUAUGAAGUCAAUAAUUUCUUUUUCGCCUAAAAGUAAAUUAGAAAUGAUUUUGGAAUGAUCAAGGGGCAAUAACCUGAAAAAAAGAUUUGAUAAGUUUAAUUGAUUAGUUUUAUGCUCAAUAUUGUGAAAAUUUGCAUUGUUGUAUGAUUUUUGAAUAAUUGAGAUCAUUUCCAAGUGCUUUGGGGAAGACUGUUUUAAUGCCUUCUAUUUUCAAUAAAGGUUUUAAUGCCUUCUAUUUUCAAUAAAGGUAAAACAGUCUUGCAUUAAAGCUCAUGUUUUGUUUAUUUAAAUCAAUGAAUAGACCCAUAAACCGUGCCCAAUUGUAUUCAACUCCAUUUUAUUCAGACAUGAUUAUGAUCAUUAUCAUAAAUAUAUAUUCACUCAAGUAAGAGCUACCUAUUUGGCACACUGAAUCUAAUACAUGUUUUAAAGCUGCACUCUCACAGAUUGACUGAUUUGACAACUUUUUUGUCUUUUUGUUUUUUGUCUUAAAAUGAGCUAAAUUUUGCGUAAAUGUCCAGUGAUAUUAGACUGCUUUCAAAAUAUCAGAUCACAGUUUUUAGUAUUUAUGUUCGGAAAUUGACGUUUUAUGGCUAAAAGCUUUACUAAUGCUUUAAGAAAAAUGGAUUUGUCGACAUGUUUCGAACAAUUGAGACCUGUUCUAUUGUAAGGUAUCUUAUAUGACUAAAUUGAAAGCAUUGAUGCCAAAAUCAGCUAAUUCUGAGACAAAAAAAUUAAAAUAUCGAAUCUGUGAGAGUGCAGCUUUAAGAGGAAGAAAACACCAACAUAUCUCUGCUGAUUUUUGUGUCACCUGCGAAGGAUUGCUGACACAUGGGAGAUUUGCUUUGUCCAGCGUCAGUGUUGUCCAUGAGGCAUUUCAAGGUUGUUUAAUCUUCAAACUAUUUGGUGUACAGUCUUCACAUUGCUUACAGUUUGUAGAUGACCCCCGAUUGAUUUUAGGGUAAACAGGUCAAAGGUCAUUGUCAUGGUGACCUUUACUAAAAAGUAUGGGCUCUCUAAAUAGGCAACACAACCAUUUCACAGAUUUCUAGUUAAGUAACCAAGAUGAUUAUUGUUAAUGACGGGAAACCAUUGUUCUGUUGGCGUUGUUGUGUUAAUGAUGUGAAGUUGAGGUUCUAUUGGCGUUGUUGUAUUUAAGAGAUUGGCUACAUCUUGUAAAUAUAUAUGUGCAGCUAUGUUGUGUUUGGUGUAGCCUACAGUCGUUCAAAUCAAGUCAAUAUGUUAUGUUAUGUGUUUGUUUUAGUUCAACUUAUAAAACUAUGUUAAAUCAUUACUUGCUAAAGAGCUGUGUAAUUGUUAGAAUAUACUAUGUAAAACCUUUAAGACCAAGAAGGGCUGAGUGAAUGCAGCGAGCGAGCCCUUCUCAACGAUCAAGAAUUACAUAAUUUGUUUUUUACUCAAUUUUCUUGGAAAACAGAAUGUUUCAUAAGAUGAAAGUGAAAAACUAGGACAACGUUGAGCUAUAUAUAGGUAUAAAGCAUAUUUUUCUGAGUAUUUUUAACAAAAACAUUCUUUUUGAAGUACCAUCAGGCAUUACCAUUAUCUGUAAUUAGCGUACCCUUUCUCUGUUUGUGAUAACGAUAAGUGGGUGGCAUUUGCUGUUAAUGUUUUAAUGCAAAUCAAACAUGGCUUUAUGGUGAAAUACAGUCAUAUUUGUGGUCUAAAUGCUAUUGGUCUAAUUCUCUUGUCUGGAUAUUAUGUCUAUAUCCAGUCCUGAUUUAUUUGUGCGCCUGUGUGUUUUUGUUAAAAACUUGAUUGCAUUUGGCUGUUUUAAAAAAGUCUGGUUUAAAUAAUCAGUUUGUAUUUAUUUAAAAAUUUUCUUGCAAUUUGCUGUUAAUAAAAAAGGCUGGUUAUUUUAUUGAUAAAAUGAAAGUUGUUUUUUUUAGUAAGUUUUGAAAUAAUUAUAUUGUUAAGUGUAGGAAGGUUAUUAUUUUAAUACAUUAAUUUUUUGGAUUUUUUAAGUAGCAAAGGUUUUAUAUUUUUAUUAUUAUUUUUAAAUGAUCAUGUCGCCAAUUUAAAGCCAUGUUAAAAAGAUCAUUUACUGUUGCUUGUUCAAUUUAUAAUGUCUUCAACUUUGUUAAAUUGGCACACGACAAAAACAGGCCAAAAAGUAUUGAGCACAAAUAAACCAAUCUAAAGAAUUCCCGGACAAAUAUUUUAACUAUCACCCCGAAAAAUGAUUUUUUGAGUCUGAGCCUCAACUUGUCGUGAGACUGUUCAUGUUCUAAUCAUGGGCCCUGAUGUCUCAUGAAUUAAUUUUCACAUGUCUGGGUUAAUAUGUUAGUCAUGUGCUUCAAAUUUGAAAAGUAAUUUUGUGAAUAGUGUUGCAGAUUGUGGUUUGGGGGAGUUUAAAUCAGGAUGGAUGUAGCUCUGUAUCAAAUAAAAGGAGUUACUUCCCUUCUGAGUUUUAAAGCCCUUGCAGUGAUUUUCAGUUUAAUUAAGUCAUUAUACUUUUUUAAACAUUUUUGGGCUGAUUUUGAUUCUAGCACUUUUUUGUAAAUUUUGUUACAGACCCAUAUAUGAAGCCUGUUUGUUAUAUGUCAUUUGUUAAGAGCUAUAAAUAGUUACAAAAGUUUUUGACAUGUGUCAUUUAUAAAGAGCUAUAAAUAGUUACAAAAGUUUGACAUGUGUCAUUUAUAAAGAGCUAUAAAUAGUUACGAAAGUUUGACAUAUGUCAUUUGUAAAGAGCUAUAAAUACAUUCAACAAUGGUCACAUUAUUAUACAUUUAUUCAUCAUUCCUUCCUUGGAUUUGUUUUUUAAAAAUACACAUCAACUUGUAGAAUUCAAUGUGGCAUAUGUAUUAUCAAUGUUUCAUUUCUAAAAUGCCAACUAAACAAUGUGGUUGCAUUUCGAAAUUCUAAAAAUUAAAACUUGCGCAUAACACUAAAUGUUUUAGCGUGGUACCCGGUUAUUAUUUUGGUAUCUUUUCAAAGGGUUUGUCAUGGAAAGAAAGAAUACAUUAAAAAAAUAUUGAAAUAUAUAAAUAAUUGAUUUUUUUCACUAACAUAUUUUUGGCAUUGAAAGAUCGCAAAAUAAAGUCAUUUCACAUUUGAUUUCAUUUGAUAUAUUAAAUGAACAAAAAUACAAACUGCCAUAAUUUUAUCAUUAUUGUAUUUUUGGUCAUUUAAUUUUAAUAAUAGAAAUCUCAAAGCAAUACCCUUUCCAAAUGAUACCAACAUAGGGUCAUCAGGCAUUUACUAAAUACAUUAUAGCGAAUUGUUUAAUAAAAGGACAAGCAUAUUUGUACUCUGGCAGCCAAAUGUAUAGUUCUUAGUUUAGUUGUCCAAAGGUUAUCUUUUGGUUAAGUUUGCACAGUAAAAUAAUUUGAUUGGUUUAUAUAAUAGUCAUUAUUAUAUAAAUAUUGACCAAUCAGUAAACAUUUUGGCUAACAUUGAGUAAACCAGAGUUAAACCACUUUUAAAAUUGACUGCAGAUUCCUGGAACUUUAAUCACUCAUUAACUAAUCUUUAGACAUAACAGUAUUUUAUUCAUCACUCAUACUCUUUUGUUUGAACUCCAAUACAUUUUGACUAAAAUUUGAAAAAUAUUCUGCAUUGUUACUUGAGGUAAUCAUGAAAAAGAAAUGUAUGUAAGUGUUGAGUUUAUUAAGUUUAUCUGUUGCAACCAUUUUGUUCUCUAUGUUUAGAUCAUUAUUACAAACUGUACAUAAGUAUACACAUAUGAAAUAAAUCUUAGGAGUAUUAAACAUG